Molecule: messenger RNA, 4361 nt
Organism: Equus caballus (horse)
Lineage: Eukaryota; Metazoa; Chordata; Mammalia; Perissodactyla; Equidae
Gene: TIFAB
Product: TIFA inhibitor
Biological process (GO): canonical NF-kappaB signal transduction
Molecular function (GO): protein binding
Source: RefSeq, a predicted model, not a curated record
UGACACAUCACAUCCUCAAACCUCAGCUGUGAUCAUCAUCCCCAGACCCGCCCCGGCCUGGAACCACUCCCUCCCGAGAGCUCACAGCUGCAGCAUCAGAGCCAGAUGUGCCACUGGCAGUAAGGGUCCCAUCCAUGGAGAGGCCCCUCACGGUCUUGCGAGUGAGCCUGCACCACCCCACACAGGGCCCGGCUGCUUUCACCAAUGUCCCACUGCAGCUGCAGCACGACACCAGCCCGCUGCUGGUGGGGCGAGGCCGGGAUGCCCACAUCCAGCUGCGGCUCCCCAACCUCUCCCGCCGACACCUGUCCCUGGAGCCCUACCGGGAGAAGGGCAGCGCUCUGCUGGUCUUCUGCCUCAAGGCCCUGAGCCGCAGGGGCUGUGUAUGGGUCAAUGGGCUGACCCUGAGGUUCCUAGAGCAGGUCCCCCUGAGCACCGUCAACAGGGUCACCUUCGCCGGCAUCCAGAUGGUGGUCCACGUAGAGGGAGGCACGUCCCUGGAGGCCUUUGUCUGCUGCUUCCAUCUCAGCCCCUCGCCCCUGAUUUACAGGCCCCAAGCUGAGGAGACGGACGAAUGGGAGAGCAUCCCCCAGGAGCAGCCUCCCCCAGGUUCAGGAGAGCGAGCGCUGGGUCACCUGGGCUUUCUCCAUGGCCCUUCCCAGAUUCAGGACGACCCUCCUCAGCCAAGCCCUGGAGGAGGAACAGAAAUACAGUUCCAGAGGGAACCCCCAGACAGCCUGCUCUGCUAGCACCACCGGCCGCCAAGGGCAAGCGUCAGCUGAAACAGGCCCUGGAAUAUUCGAGCUCCAUCAUGUGAGGUUGACAAGCGAGGCCUGCCUGGCUAAUAAUGAACCGAUUCUGCAAACACGAAUAGGUUGGGGUGGGGGGGAGCAACCUCCAUGGUUACAGCUAUGCAAGGUAACAGGAACUUCAUAUACUUUUAGAGGCCCUGAGGGGUUCUCCGACCCUCUCUCAGGCUUUCCCCACAUUUCCCCCUCUUGUCUGAGUAGGAGUUACUUUAUGUUGCUAAUUUUGUGUGCUGCUUAAGAGCUGGAGCUUGAGGUUGCCCCAGGAAUGCAUGGACACAUGUAACAAUUACGUUUGUGGUAGCUCCAGGUUACCUUCGACUUUCAAAUACCCACAGGCACUUGAGGCUUAGGGAAGCCUGCAUUUAAUAAACUGCAAGUAUUUCAUUAAGCUGGCAUGCCCAAUAGGAUUCCCUGAUCCCCAGAUGGGCUGCAUGCAUGCCACGUUGUCAUGCAGAGCUGGGGGUGGGAAAUAUGGAAGAGGUGUAAGAGGAAAUUGGAAAGGUGGGGCUCACAUUUCUGGAAAGGACACAGGCAAAGCUCAGGGCUUCCUGAGGAUGGGGAACUGGGGGCUGGGCCUGCCUGGAAAUUCAUUGUCACCAUCAUCCUCUUCAUCUUCACACUAUACCCCUCUCUGUCGUUUCUGGAUCUAAGCUUUGGCUGACCAGAGGGCAAAGGUCUUCAGGGAAAGGUGGCUUCCCAGAGCAGUGGGCUCUUUCAGGACUAAUACUAUGAAACAGUGGGGUGGAGGUGUGUUAGAAUUCAGCCCAGCAGUUCUUUCACUCAGAGGGGGUCAUAUACCAAUGGCCGUGGGGUGGUCUUUCCUGAUAGGAGACUAGGAGGGGACCAGGCAGGCAAGGGUGGGAUAAUUUUCUCGGUGAACAGGGGAGCAGAGCACAAGCAGCCACUCUCCAAGCCAUCCUGGGGGCAUGUGGGAGGCAGAUUUGGGGUGGGCAGUCAGGAGUGGGUCUUAUCCUGUUCUUUACUCCAGAAGGCCCAGUAUUCAGGGUUUGAAGAACGGGAGACACUGUCAGGGCUGGCGAGCAGAAGACGCCAUGCAUGGUGUGGUCUGAUAAAGCCCACCGCUUUGGAACUGCCUUUAUUUUUCACACAGACAUUCUAAAUGCAGCAAUGAUCCCUCCACAGACCAAAGUGUUCCCCAGACUAUGCAUUAGGGUGCAGCAGCCCACAUACAGAACUGAAAAGCCACAGUCUGGAGACCACCUGAACACCAAAGGCUGAAGAGAGGAAGUUGGCUGGUGGCCCCUCAAAGUCCCAGGGUGCAGCUCCCCAACUCCACUAGGGAACCUCUGCCACUGAGGGAGGGUCCUCUCCCCGCCAGGAAGGAACAAACCCAUCCCAGGAGGGAGUCUAUGAGAGGGAGCAGUCUGCCUCCUCCACGGGGGAAUCUGCGACUUGGGGUGAAGUGUCUGUGAGGCCCUCUGGGACCCAGGAUGAAAUGCACUGCAGGCUGAAGGAUGACGGGCCAGAGACAGGACAGGAGGGAGCCAAGACACAGCCAGGUGUUGUUUCAGACUAUCCGCUCACGCAUCUUCUUGGGAAACUCACUGCUUGCCUUGUACCAAGUUUCAAGACAGCGAAGAUCCACUCCACACUAGGGUCCAUUUUUCUUGAGUAGGGAACCAUUUAAAUCACCAGAUCCCUCACACCCACCCCCAUUCUCACCUAGAGGUUGGAAUAAUCAGUUUACUUUCAUGGCCCUGGUCUACACAUUUGAUCUCACCUUCCUUUGCACAGACAUCCUGAGCAGGUCGGUGAAUCCCUCCCAACAAUGUCGUCCGCCUUCUCUCAGCUCCCACACACAGGGAAGCCCACGUGAUUGAGGGGAAGCACAUGCAUACACGUGUGGACACAUACACACAACACACAUGUGCUGUGGUGGCUCCAAGCUGGGGCUCUGCAGUCAGAGUGCUGCCUGGGUUCGAAUUCUCGCUCUACUACUAGUGCUGUGAUGUCGGACAAGUGACUGAAUCUCCCUGUGCCUCAGUUUCUUCUUCUGGAAAACAAGAAAGAUGACAGCUUGGUGAAGGUAGAAUGAGGCACCACAUCUAAAGCACCUAGGCAGCGCCUGGCCCGCAGUAAGUGCUUGGUAGGGUUAGCUUUUCUCAUCCAAUUCAAGGGAAUGAAUUGAAUGUAUGUGGCACAUGGACUCAGCUGGCCCCCCCACCCCCCGCACACACACACCCCUGCUACAAAGAGCUACAUCAAUUACAUUCCGACAGUGUUGGAAAUCUAGGAAUCAUCCCCUGUGUCCUUUAAGGCAUUUUAACCCUCACAUUCCUCUGCUUUGCCAAGAGUAGGAGUCUUUCCAACCUGUCUGUAAAUAAGACACCAAGUUCCCUCAAGUCCUGUGUUGAGGGAGACACGAGAAUGCCCCAAAAAUGCACCAUGAGGAUGCAAUGGCAGAUGCAUCAGACAGGGCAAUCUUGGCUGUAGCCUAGAGCAAGGAGGGCCACAGCUGAGCAUGGGCAGUCCCACAGGGCACGUCAGCAUGCUGUGACCACAGUUUCUGUCUGUUUCCCCCGAAGAGCUCAAGCUCCAUGCAGAGAAGACCACGGAUUGUUCACUGCUUUGUUCUUGAUGGCCACUACGGAGCUGGGCAGAGGAUGGAUGGACAGACAGAUGGGCACGGGUGCUCAGGGAAGCAGUCACCCUCACUCUGCUAAGGUAUGAGCCAGGCAUCCCUGGGCAGUCGAGGGCAGGGCCAAGGCCUGCAGUGGCGGGACAAGAAGCAGGCCAGCCAGCUGGGGCAGAAAGGCCUCAAAGCCAUGGGCAGACAGCAGAUAAAGGUGAAUAUCGCUCACCUGUUCUAGGCCCCAGUGAGGGCAACCCAGACCCUCUGGCUGUGGCAGAACAAGGCUGGUGCUUCUGCCUAGUUCUUGAGCCUCUGCAGCCCAAACUCAACCAAAACUCUGAGUUUUUGGAAUUCUGUGUGAUGACUACUAAGGAAAGUUGACCAAGUUGACAAGGCCCCACAUCACUGAGAGAAAGCUCUCAGCCAGCACUUCCCACCCCAAACAGAGGUACAUCAGCUGCCCCCAGGAGACCCUUGAAGGGCUGCAAGCAGCAGCAGUCAGGGGCUGAGCUGGCUGGGCUGAUUCUGGGCCACGCAGAUCCCCUCUCCCAAAGACGCGAGGAACACUGCCUCCUGGAAUCAAGCCUCCGCCCACCCGGAGCACAGCUUUCUCCUAAAGAGACUGUACAAGAGGCUAAGACAUCACCCCGCUGGAUGCAUUUGCAUGUUCAAAGAAAACAUUGGAGACGGCAGUGAGUACCCUGAAAGAGUGAGUUUCCUUGUAGAAAAAGUGGCAUUAAAUACUGCAUGAUUUCACUCAUGUGUGGAAGAUAAACAAACACAUGGAUGAAGAGAACAGAUUACUGGUUACCAGAAGGAAAGGGGGCUGAGGGAUGGGUGAAUGGGGUAAAGGGGCACAUACGUACGGUGAUGAAUAAAAAUUAGACUACUAGUAGUGAGCACGAUGCAAUCUAUACAGAAAUUGAUAAACAAUAAUGUACACCUGAAAUUACACAAUG